CCGUUUUCAAAAUAAAUGUACUAUCACGAUUUAAGAUAUAAGUAAAUACUAAAUAAGUUAAAGCAAGUAACAACUUACAGUUAUUAUAGUCUAUAUGUAAAAUUAGGCUGAUUCGGGAUUUCAAAACUCGAGAGUCGAAAAUUAGUCAAUAAAUUUCUCACACUUGAUACGUUUACGAGCUAUGUACCUAUCAAUUAAAUAAUCGUUUAUGAAUUAUUACAACCCCAAAACAUUUAAUAUGACCAGUGAUUUUCCUAUUGAUUCUAAUCAAUUAUUUGAAAAUGUGCAAUCAGCUAGUAAUAAUAACAAUAAAAGCCUUAAAGGAUUGUUUUUAGUGGGAUUAACUGGUGGUAUUUCUAUUGCACUAAGCAUAAUUUGUUAUCCGUUCAUAUCACCAGCUUUACGGAAAGUAUGUUUACCAUAUGUUCCAGCAACCAACUUGCAAAUCCAAAAUGUUUUGCAUGUAAUCAAAGGACGAAAAGGAAAAUUAAUAGACUUAGGCAGUGGUGAUGGAAGAAUAGUUAUGAAUACAGCAAAAGCAGGAUUUGAAUCAGUUGGUGUAGAGUUAAAUUUUUGGUUAGUGCUAUAUUCACGUUUGGUUGCCAUGAAAUCUAAAAUUCAGCCUUCUCCAAAAUUUAUUCAAACAGAUUUGUGGAAGUAUCACUUAGGACCUUUCACAAAUGUUGUAAUAUUUGGUGUUGAAGAAAUGAUGUUGGAUCUGGAAAAAAAGUUUGCUGCGGAGUUAUCUGAAGGAACAGUAAUAGUUGCUUGUCGUUUUCCUCUCCCAAAUUUAGAACCUUAUUUAGUCAUUGGUACUGGCAUUGACAGAGUUUGGGCUUAUAGAAUAUCUAAGAGCAAACCAUAAUCCAUCAGAAUAUGUUUGUAUAGGUAAUCUUAUUAUUUAUUUUAGUAUAUUAUUAUAUAGCUGAUAAACUGAUAUGAAUUUUUCGAUGUAUAGUUAAAUAACAAAUAAAAUUAAUGAUUUUUAAACAUAAUUAAAACAAAAAUUGUUAUUGCAUUUUAAAUUACAUUUUUAAAAUGGGCGAAUUAAUAAAACUAUGAACUAACAACAAUAUUAUUGUUUCAAAAAAUUGAAGUGGACUAAUUUUUUAAUUUGAUAAUAUUUAAUUUUAUGAUAUUUCUAAUACUUAAUAUUUAAUAAUCGUAAAGUGUAGGCGUUGGGUUGCUUCUUUUAUCAUGCAAUUCAUGUCAUACUUAAAAAUUUAGCUCAUAUUCUUAUUGUAAAAAAUUAAUUUACAGAUUGUAUAUAUUCUAAUUAAAAAAUAAAAUAAUAAAAAAAAAAUAUUUAAUAAUUGAAAUAAUGGGGAUUACAUUUUAAGGUUGGAUAACUCAGAAUAUGUAUUAAAAAUAUCUCUAAUAUUUUAUAGUAUAGAGGUUUCCAAACUUUUUUCCCCAAAGAUCACUUACUAUUUUUUUCAAUUUUUAUAGACCCCAAAUAUUUAAUUUUUACUAAUGAAUGUAUUAAUGUUUUUUAUAACUUAGUCGGAGUUCAUUUAAAUAGGGUUUGCCAUGGAGUGACCUUUUUAUAAUAAUGACAAUAUUUAUUUUAAUUUUUUAACUACUUAAAAGACAAGAAAUGCAAAUUAAAUCUAAUAACAUAAAAAAAAAUUAUAAAUUUAAUGGAAGGUAUGAGUCUGAUGCUUUAAUAUUAAAUGUUAUUUAUCGCUAUUGCAUUGUUGCACACAAUAUAUUUUUCGUAAUAAUUACAA
Aphis gossypii (cotton aphid) is the source of this 1730-nucleotide messenger RNA. RefSeq names its product ATP synthase subunit C lysine N-methyltransferase. The transcript has 5 exons. Gene Ontology annotation, molecular function: protein-lysine N-methyltransferase activity. The coding region runs from base 209 to 865 and encodes 218 amino acids. NCBI's taxonomy places the organism in Eukaryota, Metazoa, Arthropoda, Insecta, Hemiptera, Aphididae. Gene Ontology annotation, cellular component: mitochondrion. Gene Ontology annotation, biological process: regulation of mitochondrial ATP synthesis coupled proton transport; positive regulation of proton-transporting ATP synthase activity, rotational mechanism; peptidyl-lysine trimethylation. The record is from RefSeq and is a predicted model, not a curated record.